Messenger RNA from Formica exsecta, 1146 nucleotides. RefSeq names its product odorant receptor 46a-like. Gene Ontology annotation, cellular component: plasma membrane. NCBI's taxonomy places the organism in Eukaryota, Metazoa, Arthropoda, Insecta, Hymenoptera, Formicidae. The coding region runs from base 1 to 1146 and encodes 381 amino acids. The transcript has 6 exons. The record is from RefSeq and is a predicted model, not a curated record. Gene Ontology annotation, biological process: sensory perception of smell; detection of chemical stimulus involved in sensory perception of smell. Gene Ontology annotation, molecular function: olfactory receptor activity; odorant binding.
AUGGACAUUCUGCCAGUAAAUUUUAAAGUCUUAUGGUUUUGUGGCGCAUGGAAAGAACGAAAUGACAAUAACAUCAUUGUUGGUUGUCUACAUUCCUGUUACAAGUACGCAGUCUUUUUCCUAAUAUAUGAGUUUACGAUAUUUGAGGUGAUAGAACUGAUUCGCACGUGUGAUCGAAUCGAUGAGUUCACUGAAGGACUCUUUUUGGCAUCGACUUAUGUAACAUUGUGCCUGAAAUAUGCAAAUUUUUUGCUACGAAAGAACGAUGUGUCUGAGUUGUUGGAUUGUCUGCGCGUAAAAAUAUGCCAACCGAGAAAUUCGACGGAAAAGAUGAUAAUAGAGACUCAUAGUCGAAAAGCUAAGUGGAGCACUCUCUCCUUCUUAAUCAUAUCACAAAUCACUACUAUGGGUUUCGUGACCGCGCCGAUUCUAGGAUUUGGCAAAGAUGAAUGGAUCCUACCCACAAAAUCGUACGUUCCCUAUUCCGUUUCGGAAAUAUUUCCAUAUGUGGCGACGUAUCUACAACAAACUGCAGCGCUGUUUUAUGCAGUUAUGCUCAACGUUUCAUUCGACUCCCUCGUUUACGGAUUCACAAUUCACGCUUGCGGGCAGAUCGAGCUGAUAUGUCGCCGAUUGACAGAUAAUAUUAAGAUCUCGAUAAAUUCUCGGAAAGGAUCGGAUGCAACUGCGUCGAUCAAGGAAUGCAUCAGGCAUCAUAUACUCGUGCACAUUUUUGUGAAGAAAAUAGGAGCGCUAUUCCUGUGGACAAUCAUGGUCCUUUUCUUUUUCAGUAUGAUUAUUCUAUGCACCAGCAUUUUCCUGAUAUCAAAGACAAAACUCUUCAGCAUUCAGUUUCUUUCUAUGAUACUAUAUUUUAGCAGCAUGAUGAUGCAGAUAUUUUUUUACUGCUGGUAUGGGAACGAGCUUGAGUUAAAGAGCAAAAGUAUCGCGAAUAGCAUUUAUUUUAGUAAUUGGACAUUGACCACAUCGCAUGAGCGUAGAUCUCUAAUACUCAUUAUGAUAAACAGUCAAAAAGGGUUGACGUUUUCCAAUAAGAGAAUAUUUACGUUAUCUCUGGACACUUUUACCUGGAUUUGUAAAACGUCUUACUCAGCUUUUAAUCUCCUGCAACAAGCAUCGGAUUAA